UCUGGCUGCAGCCGCGGGAGGAGGAGGCAUAGGGAGCUGGGCGCGACCGCGGGCGAGGCUUCUUCAGAUCCGAAGAUGGCAGACAAGCCCGACAUGGGGGAGAUCGCGAGCUUCGACAAGGCCAAGCUCAAAAAGACGGAGACGCAGGAGAAGAACACUCUGCCCACCAAAGAGACAAUUGAACAAGAGAAGCGGAGUGAAAUUUCCUAGAUCCCUGGCGAGACAUGCACCUUGAAGGGACUCCCCACCCCCUACCCCGGUCCUGGUUUCGAGGGAACAUAGAUAGCCACCUGCAUUAUCCACAUUUAAAGGCAAGAUGCACUGGGAAAGAGGGCCAUCGACUUGGGCGGUCAGCCCUCCGAGAAGGGUUCGUCACUGGACUUCACAAUCUCGAACUGCCAUAUCCUAACCAGAUUACCCUGCAAUAGUAUAGAAAGUUAUUUGUAUGACUGAUGAAAAUAAAGAUUACAUUGUGAAA
This is a messenger RNA of Vombatus ursinus (common wombat), 478 nucleotides long. It is a transcript of the gene TMSB10, whose product is annotated as thymosin beta 10. The coding region runs from base 76 to 210 and encodes 44 amino acids. The record is from RefSeq and is a predicted model, not a curated record. Gene Ontology annotation, cellular component: cytoplasm. The transcript has 3 exons. NCBI's taxonomy places the organism in Eukaryota, Metazoa, Chordata, Mammalia, Diprotodontia, Vombatidae. Gene Ontology annotation, molecular function: actin monomer binding. Gene Ontology annotation, biological process: regulation of cell migration; actin filament organization.